AUGAGAAACAAAUAUUUUAUACAAUUAAUUCAAAGUGAACAUGUUCGUUUUGAACAUGUUUCAGCACAACUUGAUGCUGGUGCAUCAGCUCCACAACAAUCGAAAAAAACGAAAGCAUUUCAAAUGAGACUUGAUACUCUUCAUGAUCGAUUUCUAAAGAAGGAAAUCAACGCAAAUGAAUUAUUAUCAGGUUUAUCAUUGUUAAUUGGAAACAAAAAAAAAUAA
Molecule: messenger RNA, 225 nt
Organism: Rotaria sp. Silwood2
Lineage: Eukaryota; Metazoa; Rotifera; Eurotatoria; Philodinida; Philodinidae
Source: the annotation of a GenBank genome assembly